ACCACAAACUGAUCCAUCAGGUUUCCUGCUUGGUUGUCUUGACAACAGUGAUGUCACACCACUUCCUGUUCCUCUAAUUAGUUCUGCUUUUACCAUCUUCAUGUUGCAGCUCCUUUUCUCCGUCUGAAUGUGGAGUCCUGACUGGUUCCAGGAAACAGAUCACCUGUCUGAGCGUCCAUAUCACACAGGUGGGUGUUCACAGUUAGCCUCCCUUAUCAUGUGAAUGUCGAGCACACCAGCUCGUGUGAUUCAUUUAUUUUUUAUUCAAACAGGUACGAAAAUAGCUGCUAUUAUGUUGAUUGUUUUGUUCUCUGAUGUGUUAGAUAAAACAGAUAAGUUUCUGGAUGGUUUUAUUAAUUUACUUUGCUGUUAAAAUAUUUUAAUUAUUUGAGAUCAUUUUUAUUAACUUUGGAUUGAUUGCCUGCAGCUGAAACCCAGCAGCAAUCAGCUGGUAGCCAGAGGGCGAGCGACCGGGAGAGGGAGACAGGAGGGAAAAGAGGAAAAAGGGCAAGAGCAGGAGUGGGACCAUGACAGGAGUAGCUGUCUCCAUUUAGGCUUAGCAGCUAGUUCCCUCUGUGAAGUUGUCAGAUCAUGUAGAAAUCUUUUUCCUGCUUCGUUGCCCUGACAACAGUGAUGUCACGGCCCUUCCUGUUCCUCAAGGAGCCACGAUGACGUCAGAAGUGCUCUUGAACAUCCUGGAGGAUCUGAGAGAUGAUCAGCUGUCUACAUUCCAGUGGUUCCUGAAGCAGCCCAACAAUGUUCAAGACCUCCCAGCGAUCACAAAAUGCCGACUACAGACACUAGACAGGUGUAACACUGUGGAUGUGAUGGUGGAGACUUAUGGACUUCAGAGAGCUGUGCAGGUGACCAGGGUGGUUUUAGAGAAGAUUUCCAGGAAGGAUCUGCUGCAGAGGUUUCCUGCCAGCAGCUCAGGACUAGAAGUGCAUGUCAGUGAUGUUGAAGAACCUUCAGAGAACAGAGAAACUUCCUCCUCUCAGACUCAGCCUCCUCUUCCUCAGACUGAAGAUGAGACUGUUCCGGUACCAGAACCACGUCACAUCACAUAUUACCAACAGAAGCUUCAGUCAAACUUCCAGCACACAUUUCUGGUUACAACAGAGGGGUGGGCAACAGAUGAGGAGCGUCUGGUUGAUAUCUACACAGAGCUGUACAUCACAGCUGGCCGGGACAUGCACAUAAACACACAGCAUGAAGUCAUACAGAUUGACAAGGUGUGGAAGCCAUCAGACACAGAGACACAGAUCCAACCCAGAGACAUUUUCAAGCAUCCUUCUGGAAAAGACAUACCCAUCAGAACAGUGCUGACCAAUGGGAUUGCGGGGAUUGGAAAAACAUUUCUUGUGCACAAGUUUGUGUUGGACUGGGCUGAAGAAAAAAACAAUCAAGACGUGCAUCUUAUUUUCCCGUUCACUUUCCGUGCCCUGAAUUCACUGCAGGGAAAAGAGUUUGGUUUGGCAGAGCUCAUUCAUUUCUGUAUCCCAGAAACUAAAGACGUCACAGUGGAGGCUCUGAAUUACAUCUUUACAGCUCUGCAAUCAUCAGGAAACAGCAGCUACAGCAAGAGCAGAUUCAAACUGCUGUUUGUGUUUGAUGGACUGGAUGAGAGUCGCCUUCGUCUGGACUUUGAUGUCAACAACAUUCUCUCUGUGGACAUAACAAAGUCAACUAAAAUAGAAGUCCUGCUGAGGGAACUUAUCAGUGGAAAACUGUUGCGCUCAGCUCGCCUCUGGAUAACCACAAGACCUGCAGCAGCCUAUCAGAUCCCUGAAAACCUCGUCAACACUACAACAGAAGUCAGAGGGUUCACUGACCCACAGAAGGAGGAGUACUUCAGGAAGAGAUUCAAGGAGCAGACCAGCAGCAUCAUCUCCCACAUGAAGACAUCACAAAGCCUCCACAUCAUGUGCCACAUCCCAGUGUUCUGCUGGAUCACUGCUACAGUUCUGGAGGAGCUGCUGGAAACAAGAGAGGGAGGAGAUCUGCCCAGAACCCUGACUGAGAUGUAUACAGAGUUUCUAAGAUUUCAGAUUGAUCACACAAAAGAAAAGUACGGUCCAGAGAAGUGCAUUCAGUUUAUUAAGUCAUUAGCUAAACUGGCUUUUGAACAGCUGCAAAAGGGCAACCUGAUCUUCUAUGAGAAAGAUCUGAGAGAAAGUGGCAUCGAUGUGAGUGAAGCCUCAGUGUACUCAGGAGUGUUCACAGAGAUCUUCAAAGCAGAGCGAAGACGGAAACAGGAAGACAAAAUGUUCUGCUUUGUCCAUCUGAGUGUUCAGGAGUUUCUGGCUGCUCUUCAUGUCCAUCAGACCUUCAUCAACUCUGGAAUCAACCUGCUGGAAGAAGAACAAAGUUCUUUCAAGAAGCUGAAAGUAUUUCUAAAGAAACCUGAACUAAAAUAUCUCCACCGGAGAGCUGUGGACAAGGCCUUACAGAGUCCAAACGGACACCUGGACUUGUUUCUGCGCUUCCUCCUGGGUCUGUCACUGCCGACCAAUCAGAAUCUCCUACGAGGCUUGCUGACACAGACCAGAAGUAGCUCACAGACCAAUCAGAAAACAGUGGAGUACAUCAAGGAGAAGAUCAGUGAGGUUAUGUCUGCAGAGAGAAGCAUCAAUCUGUUCCACUGUCUGAAUGAACUGAAGGAUGUUUCUCUAGUGGAGAAGGUCCAACAGUCCCUGAGAUCAGGACGUCUGUCCACAGAUAAACUAUCUCCUACUCAGUGGUCAGCUCUGGUCUUCAUCUUACUGUCAUCAGGAGAACAUCUGGAUGUGUUUGACCUGAAGAAAUACUCUGCUUCAGAGGAGGCUCUUCUGAGGCUGCUGCCAGUGGUCAAAGCCUCCAAGAAAGUUCUGUAA
Acanthochromis polyacanthus (spiny chromis) is the source of this 2873-nucleotide messenger RNA. RefSeq names its product protein NLRC3-like. The coding region runs from base 669 to 2873 and encodes 734 amino acids. The transcript is spliced from 5 exons. The record is from RefSeq and is a predicted model, not a curated record. Lineage: Eukaryota; Metazoa; Chordata; Actinopteri; Pomacentridae.